ACGUCGCGGCCAACUGGAUCUGAGAAUAGCCCGUGGAUCGUGAAUCCGAGUGUGCUACGUGAGAACUUUACUCAGUAGCAUCGGUGCUGUGUAAGUUUUUACAUCGAAAACGAAAAAGUGUUAAGUUAUUAUUAUUUUUUUUGGAAAAAUCGAAAUUAAAAAUUAAUCAAAAGGUUGAGCCAAGAUGUCGAGAGUUGAACGAAAAGAGUAUCAAGAAACGAAAAUAAUGAGGACGAGAUCUCCAGCUGGAAUGAGAGGUUCAAAACAGAAUUUAGGCGAAUUUGAUAACAACCUUGAUUAUCUUUUGGAAGAUUUACAAAAUUCGGUUUCUCGUCCGGAUAGCGCUUUGGGUAGUAACACUUACCGAGAAAUUAGAACGGAACGAAACACUGAUUCAUCGGCUAGAUCAAAUUCUUUAAGCCGAAUUACCAAUACAAAAGCUGCCAAUCCUGUUACUGAAUAUUCAACAGAUGAUUCUUACAGUUACACAUCUCCAGAUGGCACAAAAAGUGUUAAAACCGUAAAGAAAGAAAUGUACUCUUACAAAACGAGCGAUGGAACUGAUGGUACUCGAAUGCAAAACAAUAUAAACCAAUUAGAUUCUCUUUUAGAUGAUUUACAACAAGUGAAACCAAGUUCAGAAUCGUACCGUGUUGGCACCAGUCCAGGUUACCAGGAAUAUAGCAAAAGUAAAGUUAUAUCAGGAAAAACUGUAGUUGAAAGAGAUAUAAUUUAUCCAGAAACACCAAGAAGUAGUAGAAGUCGUACAUUAGAUAGAUCGGAUCGUGAAAAUUCGGUUACUCGUGACAUUCAAUACAGCAGCGAAAGUACUAAUGACUUAAAACAAUUAAGAACAACAUCACCAUCACCAAGUCGUUCAAGUACUCUAUCAAAACAAACUAAAGUAACCAACGUUCAUUCUUACCCCAUGGAAGUUGUUGAAACAACCACCACUGAUAUAAAUCCGGAAAUUUUGGCAAAUUUAGACCCAAAUCUUUUACCAACGGGAAACACAAAAGUAACCACGACGAUUAAAACGUACACUUAUGAAAUUCCUGGAGCUGUUUAUCCAAGUCCAGGUUCUGCAACUGAUACAACAACUGAAAAAUAUGUUUAUUCGCCGAAUCAAAGCAGUUCAACUCCGAGUAAAAGCUUUGUUUAUAAUAAAUUUGAAAAUAACUCGCUUACAAGAAAUGUUAACUAUCAAACCGAUCCAAAUUGGCAAAACACUUCGGUUUAUAGAGAAACAACAACCACGAACGUCCAAGAUCAACCUUAUCAAAGACCACCCCCUCCAAUUGGCGGUACAGAUACAUCUUUGGUAAAAGAAACGGUUACAACAAGAAAUUAUCAGCCAGGAAAUAUUUAUAGAGAUAGUUCUGGAAAACAUACUUACAUGUACGAUGAAAAUACCACUACAAGAAACGUUGAUGGAUAUCCACCACAUAGAGAACCACCAAAUAAAGAAACUGUCAUUAUUAAAGAAACUCAUACGACUAAUACAAAUACAGGACCCCAAUAUCCAAGUUAUCCACCUCAAGACACGGUUAUUUAUAGAGAAAAUAUGACAUCAAAUAAUUUUUCAAACCAACGUUAUCCGAGAGAUAACGAACCAAGAUAUCCAAAACCACCACCAGAACCGAUGAAUAUCACUUAUAAAUAUUCUGCAACGAGCACUACAAGUAAUAAUUAUAAAGGAUAUCCACCAUCUAGUGAAACGGAACCUUUGCUACAACCUCGACCUUUUCCGACCGACGAAGACGAUGGAUCCCCACCGAAAAAACUCGAUGAAUUAAUGGCAACCAUUGGAAGAGAGCCACCAAAUAGUCCAUUAAACGCUGGUUUUAACGCCCACGAAAUCGAAUUGGCCCACCAGAAAAAAGCAGAUAAUUUAAGACAACAACAAAUUGAGCACGACGAAAAGAAAAAGGAAGAAAUACAGAGGACGAAAAAUGUUACAGGGCCACCGGUUUAUUAUCCUCCUGGUUAUGAGAUGUUUGCUAAGAAAGAAGAAUCUGGAGGCGGUUGGAGAGCAGAAGGUGCAAUGGCUAAAGAAUCUGGCAAAUAUGAAUAUAAAGAGGAAAGUAAAACAAAAACAAAGGCCGCUUUAGUCCCCGUUUGUCUUCCAUUAUGCUGUGGACUUCCUUGUACGAUUUUAUAAAGAUAUGAUGCUUUAAAAAUUAAAAACUAAGAAUCUUAAAGUAAAAAAGUAUGCCUUUUGUGGAAACAAUAAUCUCAAAUAACAACUUUUUUGUUAACUUAUGAAUACACUUAUGUACAUUAUACUUGAAUUAAAAAAAUAAUUGUAAAUAAAUAUAUUUUAAUGUUAUAAGUA
Messenger RNA from Onthophagus taurus, 2335 nucleotides. Its product is annotated as rhoGEF domain-containing protein gxcI. Lineage: Eukaryota; Metazoa; Arthropoda; Insecta; Coleoptera; Scarabaeidae. The record is from RefSeq and is a predicted model, not a curated record.